Molecule: messenger RNA, 4517 nt
Organism: Exophiala viscosa
Lineage: Eukaryota; Fungi; Ascomycota; Eurotiomycetes; Chaetothyriales; Herpotrichiellaceae
Product: Non-repetitive/WGA-negative nucleoporin C-terminal-domain-containing protein
Exons: 1
Coding region: 221-4282 (1353 amino acids)
Biological process (GO): RNA export from nucleus; protein import into nucleus; transcription-dependent tethering of RNA polymerase II gene DNA at nuclear periphery
Cellular component (GO): nuclear pore; nuclear pore inner ring
Molecular function (GO): structural constituent of nuclear pore
Source: RefSeq, a predicted model, not a curated record
GCGCGUCCGAGCUGCCUCACUGAAAUGCUGGUAGAAACAUUUCUCUACCAAGCAUAGCAACGGCGUACGCCAUUUUGUAUUUUGUUAAAAAUCCUGCUACACCACCCUAGAGGGAAGAGUGGGUUUGUCUAUCUAUUUCUGCUUGUCGAGAGCGGAUUUUCCUCCUAAAUGUGUUUUGCAAGAUAAUUUCACCUCUGCGCUUGAGCGCGACAUAUUAGCCAUGGCUGCCAUGGUCCAGCAAACACCAGCGCGCCCUGUGCCUGGUGUAUGGCCUCAAACGCCUGCUGCAAGACCAGCAGCCCCUCCUCCUUCUUUCCAGUCGCCUGGAACACCUUUCUCCCGACCUCCUUUCACACCCAAUGCCUCUUCAUUAGCCGUCACAACCACGAGUACCUCCGGACCUCCAGCUCAAAGCUCAAUACGGCCACCAGAGUCCCUAGAACCACUGGAGAGGGCGGCACGAACCAUCAACGAGGCAUUGUCAAACGAGUCGCGGUUUCCCGACGUUGAUAGCUACCUGUCACAAGGGCAUUCUGCUGAAUAUGACAUACAAGCCUCAACAACAUGGGCGCCUUUCCAAAAGGCGGGCGUCUACAAGAUCCCGGACGAAAUCUUUGAACAAUACAAUAAUGCGCAAUUGUCUACCAGCAUGGGUCUAUUUGCAGAGUUGAGGCACGCGUGGGCGACGAUCGACAAUGCGUUAUACAUGUGGGAUUACACUGCUGCGAAGCCCGAGCUGUUAGGCUUCGAGGGACAACCACACAGCAUCUUGGCUGUCAAGCUUGCGGUACCUCGCCCUGGGGUUUUCCUGCCCAACAUCACGCGCGUCAUCGUCAUUGCAACGACUAUGGACGUCUUCCUUUUAGGCCUGGGAACCGAUCCCAGCCAAGGGGCACCUGGAGGGCUGUCACUCUUUCAGACCGGCAUGUCGACUUCGAUCAGGGGACUUGAUGUCAGUGUCAUUGCAAGCUCGAGCAAGACGGGAAGGAUCUUCUUUGGCGGACGGACGGAGAACGAAAUCUACGAAUUGACGUAUCAACAAGAAGACCGAUGGUUCUCAAGCCGCUGCGCUAAGAUCUGCCAUACAGCUGGUACCGCAAAAUCACUAACAUGGGCUUAUAACAGCUUCACUGGAGGAUCUAAAGAGUAUGUGGAGCAGAUGGUGAUUGAUGAUACUCGAGAUCUGCUGUAUACCCUGUCUUCUGCAUCCAAUAUCCGGGUGUUCCACAUGAAGUCUGACGGAAAGUUGACGCUUCAUGCGAGAAAAUCUGCGCAUGAAACUUAUGUUAACAUCGGCCAUAUGAUGGGCACCAACGAGGCUCUCAACGAACGCGUCAAAAUCGUGGCCAUAUCAGCUUUACCAUCCUCAGAAGCCAUGAGAUUUCACCUUGUGGCUACCACGGCCACAGGCUACCGAAUAUACUUUACUGCGACGAAUGCCAACAGUUGGUCGAAUGCGCCUUCUGGUCUUCAGAUGACCAUGCAGGCCCAAUUUGUGAAAGUCCCACCUAUGAUCGCGGGGCCAGAACAGCCGUACAGUGCGCAACAACCUAUCAAAACUCUCACAUUGACCAGACUGGCUGCUAGGUACUCACCUGGAUAUUUCUUCUGUUUUACUGUGAGAGAUUCCAACUCUCCCACAGAUCAGCUGUUUGUCUCGGCGCCGGACGCUGGCAAGUUGUUGAGACCUCCUGAGGCGGGUCAGCCCAGUCGAAUAGCGGAAUCCGCUGUCUGGCUCUCGCUGGGUAGCCGAGCAGAAGAUAUAGGCAUGGUCGUCCCCUACUCCGCCCCACUGCAAACUCCUGUCGGCUACGGCAACGACUUAGCAGUACAAUUUGACAAGCCGACCCCAGAAGUUGCCAUCUUGACGAAUACGGGCAUACACAUCAUCAGACGGAGGCGACUGGUUGACAUUUUUGCGGGACUCAGCAGGCAAGGGGGUGGAUCUGAAGGCUUCCAGAAUGAGGUCAACAACCUUAUUCGAGCAUAUGGCAGAACGGAAACUCUUGCAACCGCUCUCGCGGUGGCCUGCGGUCAAGGCGUCGAGGUCACCAAAGACACAUAUACGGCAAGGGUUAAUGACCCUGAAGUCCUCGAACUAGCAAGGAAGGCCUUCAUCGAAUAUGGUGGCAAACCCAGCAUCAAUCAGAACUCGAUCACGGACCGUUCUGUAUCUCUCAUUGAUGCUGUCCGCCCCUCUCCUCGACAUGCUGCAAUCGCUCUGUAUCUUUCGCGAUUGUUGAGGUCAGCCUGGAAAAGUGUGAUAGCAUACGAGAUGACAACUCCUGCAGGCUAUCAGAUCAAUCCUGCUGUCCCCAUUAACAAGCUGAGGGACGUGCAAGAAGCACUCUCCAACCUCCAACGAUUUUUCAAGACAAACAAGAGCUUCAUCAAAGGGCUCAGUGGCCCUGAUGACUUGUCGAGCACGAGUACCAAAGACGAUGAGAUUGCAUUGAAAGGAGAACAUCGUGCUCUUCAUUCAUUGGUGAAGUUCACGUCAGACACCAUUGAGGGCCUCUCGUUCAUCCUUGUACUCUUCGAUGAGAAAGUCGCUGAACUUAUCCCACUGCUUCCAGAAGCCUCCAGACCUCAGAUGCUCAGGUUGACAUUCGAAGAGCUCUUCACCACGAGGAAGGGUUAUGAUCUUGCCAAGGAACUCGUCAAGGCGAUUGUUAACCGCAAUAUCGCCAAAGGGUCCAACGUGGAGACCAUUGCCGAGGCUCUGAGAAGGAAGUGCGGCAGCUUCUGCAGCUCGGAUGACGUGGUCAUUUUCAAGGCACAAGAGCAACUCAAGAGGGCUGCUGAGGCUGAAGGCAACGCCGAGUUAUCGAGAAAUCUUCUCAACGAAAGCUUGAAGCUGUUUGAACAAGUGGCCCACAGCCUCCCGAUGGACUAUCUGCAGUCGGCCGUUCAGCAGUAUACCACUCUUCAAUUCUUCGCCGGAGCCAUUCAAUUGGCGCUAAAGGUUGCCCAUGAAAAGGACAAGGCUAACGAAGCAUUGUCUUGGAUGACUGAUGGUCGACCAGAAGCCGACGGUCGGAAAGCAAAAUUCGAUCUCAGGACACAGUGCUACGACCUCAUUCAUUAUGUUGUUGCUGCUGUGGACAGAAGUUCCGAGCAGAAUCCUAGCUUCGUUGAUGGGAGAGCAACAUUAGUCGGCACGAGAAGAACUGAAGCUUAUGACGUGAUCAGCAGGUCCAAAGACGAAGCCUUUUUGACGAAUUUGUAUGAUUGGUACAUCGCGCAAGGCUGGUAUGAUCGACUACUGGCAACAGAGUCACCUUUCAUCGCGACCUAUCUUCAACGAAAAUCGUCUGAAGAUAUCACUUAUGCUGAUCUGUUAUGGAAGUACUAUGGGCAGACAGGUCAAUUUUCAGAAGCAGCCAGAAUCCAGCUGCAGCUUGCCAGAAGCCCGUUCGCUCUUUCACUCGAAAAGAGAAUCGAAUAUCUAAGCAGAGCCAAGGCAAAUGCUUCGACUUACACGCCGGGUAGCAACCGGAAAGUGAAGCAACAGCUUUUGUUGGAGAUCUCGGAACUCCUGGACAUCGCCAUAAUUCAGGAUGAGGUUCUUCAGCGACUGGUUAAUGAUCCGCGGCUGACAGGAGAUCGAAAGAAAGAGGUCCUGGAUCGCGUGAACGGAGUCAUCCUUGAUAUCACCAUGCUCUUUAACGAUUUUGCCGAUAAUGCCGGUUAUUAUGAUCUGUGCCUGUUGAUUUACCAAGUCGCUGACCACCGCGAUGCAUCUCAAAUCAAACAAACCUGGCAACAACUGUUGCAGUCUGUGCAUGACAAGACAACAACAGAAGAACAGAUACAACCUUUCGAAGCCAUCGCCGAGCAAGUCAGAAGCCUUGGUAGCAAGCUUCGAGUGUCAGAAACAACCUUUCCUGUGCAAGCCUUGUUACCCAUUCUCGAGAAGUACUCCUUCGAACAACAGAAGACGGUGGCUCCGCCUCACUGGGUCGUCGACAUCUUCAUUGAGCUCGAGGUGCCAUAUGAGCGACUGUUCGAGGUGCUUGAAACCAUGUUCUUUUCUGGCGAUCCUCCAUUCAUGGGUGCUAACAGGAAGUACAUCGCCUCAGAGUUGGUAUAUGUUGUGGGCAAGUGGUUCCAUGACUCGAUGAGAGCUGGGACGGUCAUCUUCGGCAGCGAAGCCGGUGCUGCUCGUGUCGAGGAGACACUCCAGGUUCUUCUACAGCAAGGAAAGGCGGCCGGUCUGGAUGAGGAGACUACCCGUGUUUGUCGAGCUGUGGUCGAACAGGUCAGCCAAUUGUUGGCCUGAGUUGCUUGCACGCGGGAGAUCACGACAAUCAUAUCGCCACAGGCUUCGCGUACAUUGACCGAGAUGAUGAAUUUGUAUCACUAUUCAACAGCGGGAUGAGUUCUGAUUGUGCAUGAGUAGGAGGGAUUUUGGAAAAUCAGAACCGCAACCUCCUUUUGCACUUAAGAUAGCUAAAUAGUGCCAAAUGCCCGUGUAGAAGUCGAAAUGAAGUAAAAGGAAGACAUAAGCCGUCACA